Messenger RNA from Pungitius pungitius (ninespine stickleback), 1188 nucleotides. RefSeq lists its product as uncharacterized. Bases 303 to 560 code for a protein of 85 amino acids. The transcript has 4 exons. The record is from RefSeq and is a predicted model, not a curated record. Lineage: Eukaryota; Metazoa; Chordata; Actinopteri; Perciformes; Gasterosteidae.
AGCUGCUGUAAACUUGGCGUUUCCGGUCUGAAGGUCGAACAAAAUCAACAGGAGUUAACAGCUAGCAAAUAGUUAUCCGUUAACGUGUGAACUCGUCGGUUUUUCACGGUAAGCGGGAACUGACAACUUCCGGUCGCGGUUUGAACAAAGCCAUCGUCUCCGGAUAACCGGGUGAUGCUAACGUGCUACGGUGCUACGCAUCCAGGGGUGCCGAUGGUUAGCUGCUAGCCUAACCGAGCAGAAGUAUUCCCUGUUAUCGCUUAGCCCUGUUAGCCGUUAGCUGUUAGCUGUUAGCUGUUAGCAUGCAGUGUGUUAACGUUGUGAGGAAGAGAAGCGUGGAAGCGGAAGUGGAUCCUUGGAGCUGCAGACCGAAGCGAGUGUGUUUUGGGGCGGAGCUCCAGAUGACUGAGUGUCCAAUGGAAACGUCCCACACCUUUACAGUGCCCAAUCAGCAGCCAGAACAGCAGGUCCGUGUGGGUCGGCCCAGAUCUCCUCGGCUCUGCUGCUCUCGGUGUCUCGGAGGAGAACCAGGUCACAUCAACCACAUCAUGGGCCUCUGAGGGGGGGCGUCUUCACUCCUGCCUGAUGAUGUAAUUGUGAGCACGCCCACUGAAAGGACCAAUCAGCUGCCUUUAGUCUCUAAUGAUCCUUUCAGCCACUCGUCAUGUGCUUCCUCAGCAAAACGCACACAGUCCAACAUCCAGUCCUGUACUUUUAUUCUGAAUAAAACACAAUUUGUGGUUAGCUUGUUAGCGUAGCGUACACAUCGUGAGCAGCAUGAGACCUCCUCACGUCACGUCCAACUCCAAAUCCAAGGGAUCAUGAACAUUUUUGCUAAUUUAGAUUUUCAUGUCAAUGUGGUUUUAAUGUUUGAAGUCAGAGACCAGAAGCCUCUGAAGGUUGUUUUUUUUAACUUUAACUUGUUUAAGGCACCUUUACUAAAUCCUGAUGUUUUUAUCAAACUCCUUUUUAAAGGUUUAAGGCAUUUUUUUAAGGGAAAUAUUAAUGUUGAUUGUUCUUGAAGUCUGAAAUCUUCCACUUUGUAGAUUUAUAUUUGAGCUUUUUAUAUCCUGCAGCAGGUUUUUAUUAAUGUAACUUUUUAAUGACAUUUCCAGUUCUGACCAAUCAGUGUGCACCAUUUGUACCGCAGACGGAUUUAAAAAUAAACCUUUUACUCAAACUUCAGAU